CAUACACCCAUGUACUUCCUCCUCAGCCACCUUUCCUUAAUUGACAUGAUGUACAUUUCCACCAUUGUGCCUAAGAUGCUGGUUGAUUACUUGCUGGAUCAAAGGACCAUUUCCUUUGUGGGGUGCACAGCUCAACACUUCCUCUACCUUACCCUUGUGGGAGCUGAAUUCUUCCUGUUGGGCCUCAUGGCCUAUGACCGCUAUGUAAUAUUGCAACCUCUGAGAUACCCUGUCCUCAUGAGCCGCCGAGUCUGUUGGAUGAUUAUAGCAGGUUCCUGGUUUGGGGGCUCUUUGGAUGGCUUCCUCCUAACCCCAUCACCAUGAGCUUUCCCCUUCUGCAAUUCCCGGGAGAUCAACCACUUUUCUGUGAGGCUCCGGCAGUCCUUGAAGUUGGCGUGUGCAGACACAGCCUUAAAGGAGACAGUGAUGUACGCUGUGUUUGAUGCUGCUGAUUCCUUCUCUGUAGUCCUUGCUUCCUAUGCCUGAAUCCUGACCACAGUGCACCGCAUGAGCUCAGUGGACGGCAGGAAGAAGGCUCUUGCCACUUGUUCAUCCCACGUACUGUGGUGUCCUUGUUCUAUGGGGGCUGCCAUGUACACUCAUAUGCUGCUCACACUCCUACCACACACGCCUGCCCAGGACAAAGUCCUCUCUGUGUUUUACACCAUUCUCACACCCAUGCUGAACCCCCCCUACCACAGCCUUAGAAACAAGGAUGUGACUGGAGCUCUGAAGAGGGCCUUGGGGAGGUUCAAGGGUCCUCAAAGGGUGUCAAGAGGUGUCUUUGAUAGUCGACUCUUCCCAUGCGUGUGGUAA
Molecule: messenger RNA, 816 nt
Organism: Chlorocebus sabaeus (green monkey)
Lineage: Eukaryota; Metazoa; Chordata; Mammalia; Primates; Cercopithecidae
Source: RefSeq, a predicted model, not a curated record